UUUAAGGAGGAAUACGAAGAGAACCCCUAUAGGAUAAAGCAUCGGAAAUACCGCGACGUGGACCGACCUGACCCGUAUUGCACGUCAGCACCAGAUAGAUACGCAAACGCCGUUAAAAAUCCGAAGCGCUCACUGAAGUUCUACACUGGUCUUGACCUCCUAGAAACUUUCGCCCCGACAAUCUUCGAGCAUCCCUCGUUCAAUAGAGCACCGACCGCCAUCUUACGCGCCCACUUCAAUCGCUGGGCUCGUACUGCUAUACAUCAAGAAUAA
Penicillium subrubescens is the source of this 273-nucleotide messenger RNA. RefSeq lists its product as uncharacterized. The transcript is spliced from 2 exons. Lineage: Eukaryota; Fungi; Ascomycota; Eurotiomycetes; Eurotiales; Aspergillaceae. The record is from RefSeq and is a predicted model, not a curated record. The annotation marks the transcript as partial.